Varanus komodoensis (Komodo dragon) is the source of this 1620-nucleotide messenger RNA. RefSeq names its product potassium two pore domain channel subfamily K member 10 (gene KCNK10). Bases 1 to 1620 code for a protein of 539 amino acids. Lineage: Eukaryota; Metazoa; Chordata; Lepidosauria; Squamata; Varanidae. Gene Ontology annotation, biological process: potassium ion transmembrane transport; stabilization of membrane potential. Gene Ontology annotation, cellular component: membrane. Gene Ontology annotation, molecular function: potassium ion leak channel activity. The record is from RefSeq and is a predicted model, not a curated record. The transcript has 7 exons.
AUGAAAUUUCCAAUUGAGACUCCAAGGAAACAGGUGAACUGGGACCCUAAAGUGUCUGUUCCGGCAGCUGUUCCUCCAGCUUGUGAGCCUGAGACCCAGAAGACCAACACACACCAACCAGCACCACGACGGUCCGUUUCCUCCCCUCGGACAACUGUGAUCGCAAGCAUGGAAACCCCCUCGCAGGGUUUGCAGACGGUCAUGAAGUGGAAAACUGUAGUGGCCAUCUUCUUUGUAGUGGUAGCCUACCUGGUCACUGGCGGGCUUGUGUUCCGUGCCCUGGAGCAGCCAGAAGAAAGCAGCCAGAAGAACAGAAUAGCCAAUGAUAAGGCAGAAUUCCUUCAGGAGAACAACUGUGUAUCCCAACAGGAGCUGGAGGCAUUGAUUAAGCGGGUCAUUAAUGCCACCAAUGCGGGAGUCAAUCCUGUAGGAGACUCUUCCAACAGCAGCAGCCACUGGGACCUUGGAAGUGCCUUUUUCUUCGCUGGAACUGUCAUCACUACUAUAGGGUAUGGAAACAUUGCCCCAAGCACAGAAGGUGGAAAAAUAUUCUGUAUUUUGUAUGCCAUCUUUGGGAUUCCACUGUUUGGCUUUCUGCUAGCUGGCAUAGGCGACCAGCUUGGGACCAUCUUUGGGAAGGGGAUCGCACGAGUGGAAAAGGUUUUUCGAAAGAAGCAAGUGAGUCAGACAAAGAUCCGGGUGAUCUCAACCAUUCUUUUUAUCCUGGCUGGCUGUGUCGUUUUUGUCACCAUUCCAGCAGUCAGUUUCAAAUAUAUUGAAGAAUGGUCCGCUCUGGACUCCUUUUACUUUGUAGUCGUCACCCUGACCACGGUUGGCUUUGGGGAUUUUGUGGCAGGUGGAAAUGCUGAGAUCCCUUACCGGGAGUGGUAUAAGCCCUUGGUAUGGUUCUGGAUCCUUGUGGGUCUUGCAUACUUUGCUGCGGUCCUCAGUAUGAUUGGAGAUUGGCUACGGGUUCUUUCAAAGAAGACAAAAGAGGAGGUUGGUGAAAUCAAAGCCCAUGCAGCUGAAUGGAAAGCCAAUGUGACUGCAGAGUUCAGGGAAACUCGGCGGCGGCUGAGCGUGGAAAUCCAUGACAAGCUCCAGAGAGCAGCCACCAUUCGGAGCAUGGAGCGCCGGCGUCUAGGGCUGGACCAGAGAGCUCACUCACUGGAUAUGCUCUCCCCAGAGAAACGCUGCGUCUUUGCUGCCUUGGACAGCAGCCACUUCAAGGCUUCAUCUCAGGAAAGCAUCAACAACAAACCUAACAACCUACGCCUUAAAGGGACCGAGCAGCUGAGCAAGCAUGGGCAGGGGGCAUCCGAGGACAACAUCAUCAACAAGUUUGGCUCUACAUCCAGGUUGACCAAGAGGAAAAACAAAGACCUGAAAAAGAGCAUCCCAGAAGAUGUGCGGAAAAUCUACGAGACCUUCCGGAACUAUUCCUUGGACGAAGAGAAGAAAGAGGAGGAUACUGAGAAGGUGUGUCCCUCAGAGCAUUCAAGUACUGCUGUUCUCACCGACUGUAUUGAGCAGCACAUGGACCUGGAGAACGGCAUGAUCCCCACCGAAACCAAAGAAAGGGAACAGGAAAGCAAAUCAUUACUUGAAGACAGGAAUUAA